Molecule: messenger RNA, 1740 nt
Organism: Phalaenopsis equestris
Lineage: Eukaryota; Viridiplantae; Streptophyta; Magnoliopsida; Asparagales; Orchidaceae
Exons: 3
Coding region: 124-1506 (460 amino acids)
Source: RefSeq, a predicted model, not a curated record
CUAGGGUUUAUCGUCUUAUCCACCGCUACAAUCGGAGCAUCAUUUAACCGCCCUUCCCAAUUUCUCCGUCUUUUACUCCACCGUGGCCAUAGACGGCGAGGCGGGAGGUCAAUCAUUUUCACAAUGUCUUGGUUUGCUCGCUCUCUGGUGAACUCCCUUCGAGGCGACGAUGAUCAGAGCAGCGAGCACAAUCCCUUUACGAAGCCACGCAACGACGACAAGUCCGGCGACCUUGUUCACACCGAUGACCAGCCUCCAUCUCCAAGCAGAGGAGUCAAAGAAGAUCUUUCUGAGCUCACUAAGACUAUCACCCGCCAGUUCUGGGGCGUCGCCUCCUUCCUUGCCCCUCCUCCCGAUGUCCAGCCACCCGAUCCUAGCCGGGUGUCCGAUCCUUCCAAUCCGGCAGUUGCCGGCGGUUCGGAUGAUUCGGAGUUGUCAAAUUCACCGAGGAUUGCCGGGAUUCGGAGCGAUUUUGCUGAAUUGGGUGGGAGAUUUAAGAGCGGAAUUUCGAUUCUUUCGAAUACUAAGGCGGUGUCUGAGAUCUCGAAGAUCGCAUCUACGUUUCUGCCAUUUGGAGAUGAUGGGCCGGAAGAGGAGGAGGAGCCUGUUGGUGAGGCCGUGGGGUUAACUGAGGAGGUUCUUUUAUUUGUGAGGAAUAUUUCAUUGCAUCCGGAGACUUGGUUGGAUUUUCCGUUGAUUGCUGAGGAUGAGGAUCCUGAUGAAUUUGAAAUGUCUGAUGCCCAGCAAGAGCAUGCAUUGGCCGUGGAACGUCUUGAACCAGCAUUAACAGCACUUAGGAUAGAGCUCUGUCCAAGUCACUUGAGUGAAGGGUGCUUUUGGAAGAUCUAUUUUGUGCUUUUGCAUUCUAGACUGAAUAAACAUGAUGCUGAACUUUUGUCAACUCCACAGAUUGUGCGAGCCAGAGCGAUGUUGUUGCAGGAUCUUCAUAGCCGUACAAAACCAAAUACCAACGGAUCAACAAGUUUGUCCUCUCUGAAAGAGGAUGAGCAGCGUGAGCCUACCAGUCCAAGUGAAGGAAGAGCCGGUGUCAUGCCAUCAACACCACCACAAGCUGAGGACAUAUUCGUCUCCAUUCCCGUCGUCGAUAUUUCGACGGAGAAGCAUCCAGUUGAAAGCACCGAAGCGAAAAUCAUCGACAAAUCUGUCAUCGAAGAAGACUCACCAGUCCAGUCUAUGAGCAAGGAUCUGGCAGAAGUUUCUACUAUAUCAAAGCAGAAGGAUGAAAGCAAUGAAGAUGAUUGGCUUGAGGAUGAGAGUGCUGAAGCCAGUGGCCCUGGAGAAAAUGCUGCUCCUUUAGGACAAGAUGAAGAUGUCUCCUUCAGUGAUUUAGAGGAAGAUGAUGACCACGGGAUAGGUGCAGAAACCAAAGCAAUUUCCAAAUCCACUCCCACGCAGGUGAAAGAACCAAGGGGUUGGGUUCAGCUCAACAAGAGCAACCAGAACAAGGAUGAUUGGUUAAAUGUUGAUGAAGUCGAUGCGGAAUGAUUGUUCGAGGCCUUCUUCGAUAUUUCUGUAUGUUAGCUUCUAAUUGCACCCUUUUUAUUGAAUGUACUUGUCGCUUUUGUCAUUGAUUUUCUGUACAUAGCUUCUACUUGUUGGUCGUUCAUCUCCCACUCACAGUUGGAUUUGAUCUGUAACUAAAGUUUUUUCUGAAUGUGAACCUAAGUACUUAAAUUUAGCGUGGCGGUCCGGAAUUUUUAUUCAGGUGCACCAAAUUGG